Messenger RNA from Eublepharis macularius, 3030 nucleotides. RefSeq names its product popeye domain containing 2 (gene POPDC2). The coding region runs from base 191 to 1270 and encodes 359 amino acids. NCBI's taxonomy places the organism in Eukaryota, Metazoa, Chordata, Lepidosauria, Squamata, Eublepharidae. Gene Ontology annotation, molecular function: cAMP binding. The record is from RefSeq and is a predicted model, not a curated record. The transcript has 4 exons. Gene Ontology annotation, cellular component: sarcolemma.
CAAGAAAGCUACUGGGUCUACUUCGUUGGGGAAGGGAUUGCUGGCCGUGUUUUGUGCAAACAUAUUCCUCGUUUCCCAAAUGGUCCACUAUAAUUUCAAAAAAAGUGGAGCUGCUGUUUAGUUCCCAUUCCAAGAAUCUGUGUUCCUUGCGCAUUGUAAUAUAGCCUACAAGGCUUUUAGGCCUUAGAAAAUGAGUGUAAACAGCACCCUUUUGGACCGGAUCAUUUUCCACCCAACUUUGUGUGAUGAUUGGAAGAUCUUUUCCGAAGGGGCAGCCUACCACUUGGCCGCUUGCAUCCUUCUCCUGGGAUUGAUGGGGGGAAGCGGCCCCUUUGGUGCCAUGUACAUCUUUGGUUUCCUGGCUACGGGCUUCCUCUGCUUCGCUCUCUGGGGCUGGCUGGAUGCAUGCGGAGUCGACAUCUUCACCUGGAGCAUGUUUUUAGUUUUGAUUUGUGUGCUUCAAUUAGCACACCUCGUUUACCAGCUACGGAAAGACACGGUGUCCGAAGACUUCGACCAGCUUUACAAGCAAGUGUGUCAGCCGCUGCAGGUGCCCUUCCAAGUGUACAAAGAAAUUGUCAAGUGCUGUGAGGAGCAGGUGCUGCCAUUGGCCAGAGACCAGGCCUAUGCCGUGGAGGGCAAGACAGCCAUCGACCGCCUGUCUUUCUUGCUGUCAGGCAGGAUCCGAGUGAGCCAGGAUGGGCAGUUUCUACACUAUAUCUUUCCAUAUCAGUUUCUGGAUUCCCCAGAGUGGGAAUCGCUACGGCCAUCUGAAGAAGGAACGUUUCAGGUCACUCUGACAGCCGAGACGGACUGCAGCUUCAUCACCUGGCCGAGGAGGAGGCUGUACUCCCUGCUAGCAAAAGAGCGCUACAUUGCCCGUCUCUUUUCAGUCCUGCUGGGCUACGACAUCUCCGAGAAGCUGUAUGCCCUGAAUGAAAAGCUUUUCGCCAAAUUCGGUCUUCGUUUUGACAUCCGUCUACCCAGCCUCUACCACGUCCUGGGACCUGCCUCUUCAGAGACUGAGAUGGAGCCCGAGCCGGCUGAGCCCGAGCCAGUGCCCUUACGCCCCCCGUCGCUGACCUUUGUGCAGUCCGCCCCCACAGCCUCUCGUGCACCUCCCCCCGCAGCCCCUUGUGCCCCUCUCAGGAUACCUCGGCCUGACAGUGACCUGUCCGGUGAGGACUCUACCAGUCUUGUAUUGGAAGAUUUUGCUGAGUUGACAGGGUCCUUUAUGGACUAUGUGAGCGAAGGGGAGUAUAUGAAAUGAGGGCACUUCUAACAUGGGCACACGUCACCCGGUGUAACCUCUGGACGCCCUCUGAGAAACAACCGCCAAGCCCUUGCGAAAGGACGUGCCCCGCUCGCUCCCACUCAGACCCCAGAACUCUAGCGAACAACCGUUUGGGCUCGCCAAGACUGUCCCUAUACCACCCAACAGGCACAUGUGUCCGAUCAGAAGAAUGUUUGUUGCUUGUGUGUCCACAUGUGAGUUUCACUGGGAAGCGUGUGACACUCUUGAAGUACUUGCAUGAGACCAGCGUGUGAUAGUAGGACACUUUUCCACAGCUUGUCGAUCGUCUCCAGCACACCUUUAGCUGCACGUGUCUUCUGAACACUUGGCCCAUGGCUCUGUCAUCAAACAUCGUGGAAAGACAAUGGCAUACGGAGUCAAAGGUCCUUGCUUUCUGCCGAGGGCCUGGCAGGUCAGCAUUUCCCAAACUGGGGGGGUGGGUGUCUGUGGGUCACAUCUGAGUCUCUAACCUGAAUGGGGGUGACCAUCUUACUGGGAAAGACGGGGAGGGGGAAACUGCUCACCUUUAGAGGUUCUGCCUGUUGUGUUGGGAAGCAGCAGCAGCAGAGCAAAAAUGCACACACGAUACUGGCCUGGGUGGCUGCUGGGGCCUCUGAUCUCACAAGAGAAUGGAGACCACCCCCCCUACACAGGUCAGGCAUGUCUUGUUGCACACUUUUUAAAGGACCGGGAAGCAGCUGAAGAAGCCGUGCUCUGUCUCCAGGCUGAUCAAGGUCCCUUGAAGAGGAAGGAAUGGGUGACGCUUAACCCUUUCCCCUCCACUUCUGAGGCAAAAGGGCUCUCUGGUGCCUGGCAGGCACCAGCAAGGGAGGGGCUGUAUGGGGGGGAGUGGCCUGUGAAAAUGUUCAAAUCAAAGAGCGGUCCUUGGGUUGCUUGCGUUUCAGGAAUCUGUACUAGUUCCUCACCAUCAAACAAAGCGCAUAAAAUAAAUUUUCUGUGUCUCCUGUUUCGCUGGGCAAAAGGGGUGUUUGCUAAAUUGUGACUACUCUGGAUUGCAUCUUGCAAGAGAGGGGAGGAAAAAAAGAAGAACCAGGUGCAAGGUGAAAAGAUUCAUUAAAGAUUUUUAAGAUCCCUAUGCAUUUCACUUUAGGCCUGCUCAGGAGAUCUGUUGUAAAAUACUCCAUAGAAGCUAUGUUAUCGUGUCCGUUCUUAUCACUCUAGUUUGAAUUAUGUAUGUAAAUAUUUUGAUGUUCCUUCCAUUCUGGAAAUAACAAUUGUUGCAGUUCUGGAUGCUGCUAAAGAAGCUUUUUAAGAUAAACCUGUAACAUGCUCCAAUGGAUAUCUUUGUAUUAUAUUUUAAUGCUUCUAAUUUUAUUAAUUAAUUGUUCUAUUUUGACAAAUCAUGUUUUUAUAACAGAUUUCCUGAUGAAAGCUAAAGCAAAAUGCAGAGAGAUGAAAAAACCUUCAAUAAAUCCUUCCACCUUGUACCUGGCUCUUCUUUUGUUCUGCUUACUGGUGCGUCCAUUGUUUCUCCAGCAUUCUGGGACUGGGGAGCCACACCUAUAAGCUCAAGAGACAGGCCUUCCUUAAGCUGCUAAAUAACUGCUGUGUUUAGCUGAGUACUAUGUUUAACAAACCAAAAACACAAGACAAAACCCAAAAAACACAAGACAAGACAAGCUGAAGGUCAGGAACAUUUUCCAAACAGUGAAUAUCUAAGGCAUUUUAGACACUCUCAUUGGCCAUUUCCGCACGUCCUAACAUCGCACAACCCU